UAGAAAAUUAAAGACAACGAGCCGCCUCCGUGCAUUGGAGAAAGCCUGUUCUUUCUUAAGCACACAAAUAAAGAAACUUACCCCUCUGGAUCAAGAAGUCCUUUUAAUGAUUACGAAAUAAACAGGAUUCUUGAAGUAUCUCAAUACUUGAUGAGAAAUGGCUAUAGUCCUGCUGAUAUUACAGUCAUCUGCCCUUACAAUGCACAGGUAAAUAGAAUGAAAGGAAAAUUUCUUCUUGAAGCAAAUAAACCUUCUGAACAGUAUUUUACAAAGCUUAAAGAAAUCAAGAUAACAACUAUUGAUAGUUUUCAGGGGGAAGAAAACAAAGUGAUUUUGCUGUCGCUAGUACGCAGUAAUGAGAACCAGAAGAUUGGUUUCUUGAGUAGUGGUAACAGAAUAUGUGUCGCAAUUUCAAGGGCAAAAUGUGCAUUGUACAUUUUUGGAAAUCCAAGUGUUUACACGUUGUCUGAGAAAUGGGCUAAAAUCAUCAGAUUGUUUGAAAACAGAAAACUAAUUAGCUUCAAGUUCCCGUUUAAAAAUGAACUCGAGCAGGUAACCGACAGGGACCCUUUAUGUAAGUGGCUAAUUCAAAAAAUUUCUCAUAUAUUGAAAUAGAUUGAAUAGGUUCUUAGCUAACGGCCUAUAAUGAUCAUUAUUAUAAUGAAGGUAUCAGCAGCAAUGUUAGCGCCUUUUUUAUUUCCAGUUAGAGUACAAAUAUUUUUGUCUUUCACUGGAUGCAUCGAUAACACUUAAAAUGCCUAUGAAAUGGAAAUUUUGCAAAUUAAAUAAUGUUUGAAAUGACUAAACUUUUGA
Molecule: messenger RNA, 813 nt
Organism: Xenia sp. Carnegie-2017
Lineage: Eukaryota; Metazoa; Cnidaria; Anthozoa; Malacalcyonacea; Xeniidae
Product: regulator of nonsense transcripts 1 homolog
Exons: 5
Coding region: 151-615 (154 amino acids)
Biological process (GO): regulatory ncRNA-mediated heterochromatin formation
Cellular component (GO): nuclear RNA-directed RNA polymerase complex
Source: RefSeq, a predicted model, not a curated record